Messenger RNA from Sycon ciliatum, 1995 nucleotides. RefSeq lists its product as uncharacterized. Gene Ontology annotation, molecular function: serine-type carboxypeptidase activity. The transcript has a single exon. Gene Ontology annotation, biological process: proteolysis. The coding region runs from base 136 to 1602 and encodes 488 amino acids. The record is from RefSeq and is a predicted model, not a curated record. NCBI's taxonomy places the organism in Eukaryota, Metazoa, Porifera, Calcarea, Leucosolenida, Sycettidae.
CGCGGACCAUUCAAUCCUGGAGCGACCGUGCACGAGUCUCCAGUUUGUGCUCGCUCUCUGGUUUCUUCUCCGAGCCAAGUACUUGCAAGAAUAGCCUGUGACCUGCGUGACUGCGAAAGCCGUAGUGUGGCAACCAUGUGGAAUAUCUGCUCAGUAUUAGCGGUGCUUUGUGGUGUAUUCGAGGUGGUACAUGGAGAAUUUGGGCCUCACAGUGACUUGAUCACAUCCUUACCCGGACUGCAGAGUACCCUUCCAUUCAAGCAGUACAGCGGGUAUGCCACGGUGGCCGCAGCGAACGGGCGAAACCUCUUCUACUGGUUCGUCGAGUCACAGUCGUCUCCCAGCGACGAUCCGCUGGUCCUGUGGCUCAACGGAGGCCCGGGAUGCUCGUCUCUCGGUGGUCUCACGUCCGAGAAUGGGCCAUUCCAACCCACCAGAAACGGGAGUUUGGACAUGAACGAAUUUUCGUGGAACAAGGCAGCAAAUGUUAUCUACCUGGAGUCACCAAGCGGCGUCGGUUUCUCCUACUCGAACACCAAGAGCGAUUAUGACAAUCCUGGCGACGCGAGCACAGCUAAAGAUGUGGUGACCUUCCUCGUUGAAUUCCUAAAGGCUUACGACCAGUUCAAGGGACGGGACUUCUUCAUUUCGGGUGAGUCCUAUGGCGGGCACUAUGUCCCGACCACGGCCAAGGCAAUUGUGGAGCACAACAGCGCGAACCCAGGCGAGGCGAUCAACCUGAAAGGCAUACUCAUAGGUAACGCGUGGACAGUGGCUGGUGAUGACAAUCUGGGAGUAGUGCAGACAUGGCUUGGCUAUAAUCUGGUCAGGGAAGCCAGUGGCAAUGACGUAGUGAAGUACUGCAACCUCAGUAACAUGCUGCCCAUCCUGGAAGAGCGCAUGGGAGUGCGGCUAGGGCUAGACUUGCUGGCUGAAGGAGAAGUGGCUAGCGAGGCACAGUGCCAAGCCGCUCUGGCCCAGGUUAGCAGGGAGACGGGUAACAUCGAUCCGUACGAUAUCUACCAGCUGAUGUGCCUGGAGGAUGCACCACGUCAUCGCACGGCUUUCCUGCAGAAGAUGGCCGACUCGGAUGCACCGCUGAGAUUCCACGCACGCAACGCUCUUCGGCGCAUGCAGCUUGAGGCCAACGGCCCCUGUCAAAUGGAACACUCGCAGGCAUAUCUCAAUAUGAAGACUGUUCAAGAUGCUAUCCAUGCCAAGCCGACGCGGUGGAGCGAAUGCAACAUGCAGAUCAAUGCCAACUAUUCUCGGGUGGACUUCCUGGCAUCGAUGAUACCAGUACAUCAGUAUCUCUUGAAGAGCGGCAUUCGCACGGUCGUGUACUCUGGCGAUAUCGACGGUAUUGUGCCGACUCACGGCACUCGCAACUGGAUUGCACGGCUAGUUGCCACGGGAGCCAUCGCGGUGACCAAGCCCUGGCGACCCUGGGCCGACUCGGCAACUCAGGUCGGCGGCUUUGUGACGAACUACGGCGCUCAGUUCUCGUUCAUAACCGUGCACGGCGCGGGUCACAUGGUGCCGUCCACACAACCACUCAGGGCGCUGGAUGUGCUCACAAGGUUUCUGAAGAACACAAUCUAACCGGAUCAGCGGUAUGACAAAUACAACAAUAUGCCAUACCUCCUGUUAUGUCCAUGGUCAUUCAUCAGAAUCCUGAUCAUAGAAGAAAAACAGAUACUGCAAUGGAGCAUCCCUAUAUGCUAGGUUCUCGCUGAUCUCAGCUACUUCAAGUAAUUUAUACUGCAGUGUUGUUGUACUGAGGAUUUACUGAUGAUCUCAGGUAGUUAUACAGUAUAUUGAGAUGGGAUUUACUCAAUUUAUGAACUGAGUUGUUCGCUCAUCCAUAUUUUAGACUCGUCAUUGCACCACGGAGAGAUGAGACCGACUGACCUGGCGGAAAUGUACAUGUACUUCAACAAUUUGUAUUUAUUCCCGAGCUCAUAAUAAUAAUUAUUAUUGUGGUGACGUGCUGUA